AUGGAGAGGACGCCGUCCCCUCCGCGCCGGCUGCACACGCCGCCGGCUCCACUUCACGGCCCACAGUACGACAGCUACGAGCCCUUUUCACCACGCCGGUCGAGCCGGGUUGCCGCGCAACAACACCUUCACCACGAACAAUCGUCCCCAACCCGCCGACGCACAACGCGCGACGUGACUCCCUCGAGCUCCAGGAAAAAGCCAGCCACCCGCACCUCCAAUUUGACUCUGUCCCCGCCAUCUUCACCUAUUUCUCCGGCUAAGCACCACUCGCCUCGCUCAUCGCGUCGCUCCCACCUCGACAACGGCGCAAUUGAUUCUGACUCAGAUCACGUUGCCCCCACGCCUGCGCGACGCUACCUCACAACCAUGGCGCCUCACGGCAUGCUCCCAACGCCGGCCAAGACACCGCGCAAACGCGCUCUGCAAUCAGAAGAGACUCUGGGCUCCACCGCGCGCAUCUUGUUUCCGAAUCGCCCCGCUACCAUCGAGGAGGCCAUGCCUUCUCCGCGCAAGGGCCGCAAGAGCAGAAAGGACGCCUAUACGCUAGAGAGUUUCGCUGAGCGAAUGGAGGAGGCCAAUGAGCACAUUGAGGUCUUCACUGAUUCGAAGGAGCGCAUUCCCACUCGCGAUGCAGACGAAGAUAAUCCGUUUGUCACGAAGAAGGGCAAAGGAAAGGCAAAAGCGGCCCCGCCUAAGCCGCGCAAGGUGGAUGCAAAGACAGCGAGGAUGAAUGAAGCGGUCGAGCGCGACGAGGGAAUGGUUUAUCUUUUCCGUGGCAAGAAGGUCUUCCGCAAGUUCCAUAAUACUCCGCGUUCCAAUGCCUCAGAGGAAGAACCCGAGUUCUCUGGAGAUGAGCUACGCCACAAAGCCGGCGCCGUCGCCCAUCGCCCUCUUACGCGCGCCCAAAUCAAGCCGCGUCUUCUGUUCCAGGAGGAAAUUCAGCAACGAGAGCGGGAGAAUGGCCAUGACGACGACGAGGAAGCGAUCACGGAUAUCGAGGUCCCGAUUGCCACUCCAAGCCGCAAGACGCGCAAGACCGCUGAGAGUGGUGUCUCUGUUACGCAGGAGGCCACUCCACCGCCAACGACCCGGGUCAAGCGACAAAUCUCCUUCGAUUCCUGGAGCCGGGUCAAGCCCGCUAGGAGCAGCGGCUCUACGCGCGACAGCAAGAAGCGUAGCGGCCCGCCGCUGGAGAGCACCGCCGACAAGCGAGCUCGGAGUGAGCGGAGUGAGCCUUCCUCUGCCAUGUCUAUUGACGACUUCUGA
Trematosphaeria pertusa is the source of this 1269-nucleotide messenger RNA. RefSeq lists its product as uncharacterized. Bases 1 to 1269 code for a protein of 422 amino acids. Lineage: Eukaryota; Fungi; Ascomycota; Dothideomycetes; Pleosporales; Trematosphaeriaceae. The record is from RefSeq and is a predicted model, not a curated record. The transcript is spliced from 3 exons.